Molecule: messenger RNA, 1496 nt
Organism: Syngnathoides biaculeatus (alligator pipefish)
Lineage: Eukaryota; Metazoa; Chordata; Actinopteri; Syngnathiformes; Syngnathidae
Product: elongation of very long chain fatty acids protein 6-like
Exons: 4
Coding region: 196-990 (264 amino acids)
Biological process (GO): sphingolipid biosynthetic process; fatty acid elongation, polyunsaturated fatty acid; fatty acid elongation, saturated fatty acid
Cellular component (GO): endoplasmic reticulum membrane
Molecular function (GO): fatty acid elongase activity
Source: RefSeq, a predicted model, not a curated record
AACCCAAAAACUUUGAAAGUUGUUUUGCCAACCCUGAUGUCAUUGCUAUUGCAACGGAGUCAGCGAGCUGGCACACACACACGCAACCAGUGAAGCAGGUUCCUGGUGGGCCGUGAUGACCGCACCCCAGCUCGUCUUAAGUAGGCUGGAAGCAUCUGAGCGAGCACACACAAAGCGCAAGGGCGGAAGGCCAAAAUGGCGCAAGCAAACCACACGUCGACCAUCUCGGAAUUUGACUUUGAAAAACAUUUUGACCAGACUGAAGCCCGAAGAUGGAUGGAAGACUACUGGGGCGCAUCGUUUGCAGUCAGUGCCGUGUACGCCGCCCUGGUGUUCGGAGGGCAGCGCUACAUGAGGCCUCACCCGAAAAUGAACCUGCGCAAAGUUUUGUUUGUGUGGUCACUGACGCUCGCCCUCUUUAGUGCGAUGGGAGUGGCGCGAACGGGCCAGUACAUGUUUCAGAUCCUGGCCAACGGCGGCCUGAGACGUUCCGUGUGCGACCAGAGCAUCUACAACGGACCCGUCAGUAAGUUCUGGGCUUUCGCCUUCGCCAUGAGCAAGGUACCUGAGCUGGGCGACACGAUGUUCAUCGUGCUCCGGAAGAAACGCCUGCUGUUCCUGCACUGGUACCACCACAUCACAGUGCUGCUGUACUCGUGGUACUCGUACAAGGAGAUGGUGGCGGGCGGCGGCUGGUUCAUGACCAUGAACUACGGCGUGCACGCGCUCAUGUACACGUACUACGCGGGGCGGGCCGCCGGAGCGCGCGUUCCCCGGGCGCUGGCCGCGGUCAUCACGGCCGCUCAGCUGGCGCAGAUGGCGGCGGGCCUGGCGGUGAACGGCCUGGUGUACCGAUGGAUGCCGUCGGCCGACUGCCCCGCGCGCCCCCCGCACGUCGCCUGGGGGUCGCUCAUGUACCUCAGCUACUUGCUGCUCUUCGCCGACUUCUUCUACCGCGCGUACCUGCGGCCCCGCCCCAAGGCCGAGUAGUCGCCGGCCUUUUCCGACGAUGAGAGACUGAAAGCGGACAGAAAAUGCUGAGGACUUUCAAUCCACUGACCUGUUUCUUCCGGUUUGACGCCAUCGCCGCCACCAGCAGCCAAUCGGAUGCAGCCAAAUAUUCCAUCCGCCUACAGCAGUCACCCUUGAACUUUAAAUAAAAAAUAUUUUUUCCCUGCAGGUUUACAUCGUUGUCAACCGGAUGUGUUCACUCGCCUAUUUGCAAAAGUUGUUUUCUAACCUAUCCUUGGUCAUUAACAACGAACGGUAUUUGCAGUUUUGUGCUCUGAAACACCAAAACACGCCACAAGCACCGAAUCUCUUUUUAAUCGUGUUGGGAGAGACAAUUUUGGAAAAGCGAUUGCUCAUUUACAAGUCUCAGCUGUCAAUGGGCAGGAUGUGGGGUACACCCUGAACUGGUUGCCAGCCAGUCGUAGGGCACAUGGAGACAGACAACAGCCGCACUCACAAUCACACCUAGGGACAAUUUAGAGUCC